This is a messenger RNA of Uncinocarpus reesii 1704, 2130 nucleotides long. RefSeq lists its product as uncharacterized. The record is from RefSeq and is a predicted model, not a curated record. The transcript has a single exon. Bases 1 to 2130 code for a protein of 709 amino acids. NCBI's taxonomy places the organism in Eukaryota, Fungi, Ascomycota, Eurotiomycetes, Onygenales, Onygenaceae.
AUGGCUCCUCUCGACAUCCCUGAGAGCGGCCUGAGUCUCCUCCGGGUCGCUCCCCCAGAGGGCUUCUCAGCUGACUUUCCCAAACAAGUGACCCAAAUCAUGCGUUUGAAUCUCACUCAGAGUAUCCUUGAGGAGCUCGUUGCCAGCCUACGAAAAGACCAGAAAGCUAAACUCCGUCUGGGAAAGCACCCUUCUCUUCACUUCGGCUCGCGUUCCCAGCCCUUCUGUACCUACCCCGAAAGUAACCGUUCAGAGCUCUAUAUUGCUCCCCCAAAUGCCAAAGAGAACAUCUACUUCUCCGGAGUGCUCAGCCAUAGCUUGGAGGUCCAGAGGGCCAAGGAGGCUACCGCAGGCACCGAUGACGCCCUGGUGACCCUCGAACAAAGCCUCAGUGCCUUUCGGCAAGGAAAGGAGUCGAAGAGGACGCCCGUGAUCUCCGCUCACCAAAUGAAAGCCCUACGCGCCGGGGAUAAUCGCACAGCAACCGGAAGAGAGGCUGCAAGCUUGGCUCGGAUGUCGACAAGCAAGGCAGAUAUCGAGAAAGAGCGAUUCUUUACCAACGCCGCUACCCGAUCGUCGCCAGCUAGCCCUGCUUUCCUUGCCUCUCGAUCCCCCGCCAUUACUCCAACGUCCGUUCGCGUACCACAGAACAAAGAGAAAAUUAGGCUGGAUGCUUUGCGGGUUCCUUUAAUCCAUCUGCUAGCAGUGCGGCCUGUCUCCGUGAAGUUCCUGGCUCAGAAAACACGGUCCUCUCAAGAAGAUUGUUUAGCUCUUGUAACCAAGUACGGAACUGAAAAUCGACUAAACCGAGAAAAAUAUGAUCUCAAGGAUAAAAUCUACAAAGACCUCGACGUUUGGAAAUUUCCCUACCCAUCAGAUGAUGAGCGUCAGGAAGCAAUUGACAACGCCAUCUCUGCGUUCGACAGAAUGAGAGUUUCCAAGCAAGACAAAUUAUGGCAGAUGCUUCUUCCGAAACACGAGAGAGGACAGGGUAAAGUACUCUCUCGGUUGAAUAUCCGUACUGGCCUGCCGCCCAAGAGUGUGACGCCCCGCAUCCAUGUUCAUCCAUCGGAGGAACCUGCUAAAGAGAGUGACACAACUGGAAAUGAGUCCGAAUCUACCACCAACACUCCGAAUGUCAAUAACAAAAAGCUCAGCGCUACGGCACCGAAGAAGCGACCAGCUACAACAACUAAACGCGCGGCCCAAAAACCAAAGAAUACGACAAUUACCGGAAAAGUGACCAAGAAGACCGAUAAGACUGCUGAUAAAAAGGCCGCUGCGAAAUUGAAUUCUAAAUUCAAGUCCGCUGAGUAUGUCGUUGAUUCCGAUGAAGAUGACGAAAUGGCCGAUUCGGGUAUUGGAGCGCCAUCCAAAGCUACCAACAGUCGACGAGAUUCACCUGAUUCUCAACAAAGCGAUCCACCGGCUAAGGCGAAACCAUCAGCAGUGGCCUCAAGCCACGCGAAUAAAAUCAUUAGGCCGAAGCCUGCAGCUAAGACCGUCCAGUCUAACCCACCCUCCCGCCCAACAACCGCUACGUCUCCCCAGAAACCAUCCCCAUUGGGAUCUUCGCCUCCCACCAAUGCUUCAGAUUUCGAAAAUGCACCCAAAUCUUCUAGCACGAAUCAGUCCUCUAAUUCUUCUUCUCCCCUUAUCAACCACCUCUCCAGACAAAGAGCUGGAUCCACGACGAAGUUGGGGCCCCCGAAUCAAUCUAAAACAGCUCAAAAGACACCUGGUUCAAACCCUCUGAAAAGAAAAGCUGAAGAACCCAAUCCAUCAAUUCGCUUAGGUGUCAGCGCCCGGCCUGUUGGACUUGGGAUUACUCAUAGUGAUACUCGAAUGCCCGAACACAAACGAAGGCGCCCGUCCACGAUCUCUAGUGGAGAUAGCACUUCGGGUAACUCAACACCAUCAACAAGUGUUACUAUAUUGCGUCAGCGAUUGAGAGAGAAAGCGCGACAGUUCAAGAGGUAUUAUGCGAAAUAUCGAGCGUUGCACGAAGAUUUGAGCAACCAUCCAUCUCCGCCAGAUUCUCAACUGCAAAAGCUACAACAGCAACAUAUUCGCCUGCAGCAAAUGAAGAAAGAGAUUUGGGACGAGGAUCGUCAGUUAAGAUCAAAAUAA